Molecule: messenger RNA, 6642 nt
Organism: Hymenoscyphus albidus
Lineage: Eukaryota; Fungi; Ascomycota; Leotiomycetes; Helotiales; Helotiaceae
Source: the annotation of a GenBank genome assembly
GAUAACACCACAAACUCCUCCCAUCAAACGUCCCCAUGCUCUCGAACUCCAUCUACACGUUGCUAGCCCUUUCUGUGAGCGAUUUGUGAGCUAAGCUCAAUAUUUGAGGCGCAUUCGGGCGCAUCCACUUCACACGUCAACAUACCUCAUACCACAUACCGCCAUCCACAUUCCAACAUGCCCUCCGUAGAGCGAGAUAGCUCGCGCGAUAGCGAGAGAUAUCUUAGACAUCAGCAAACGCCCUCCUCAGAUGUCAGCCGGGCCAUAGUCCCCAUGUAAGGUGGCUUCUUUGUUCGCACAAUACCAUGCUAAUACGCCGCGUCUAGGUGGGAUAGUUCUGAUCCCGAACGAGCUCCUCCUCCACUUCCUAUGAACCCUUCCUCUCCAAUUGUCGCAUCUAGACCACACACCUCCACUGCUAUUAAAAAUGCACAUGCUGCGUUGACUGAAAAAGCUCGCGAAAAUACAUACAUUACGAAUCCUCCCCCAAAACGACUUGAACCCUCACCCGAGCGGUCCUUGAUAGUCAAAACUGCUCACAAGCGUAUGCAAUCUCUACAGCCUGGCAAUGUACGCGAUUUGAGUAGCUUCCUGGAGAGUGGUACAGCAUUUUCCUCACCAACUUCGCCCGAUAAGUCCGCGAAAAGACCAUCUACUCCACAUGGACCGAAGGACUUUUUCUUAGAAGGACUAUCGCUAGAGAAACCUCCUGAGAAAGAAGAUUGCCAUACUCCACGAUCCACAACCCCAACUCCUAGCCGAGACUCAUCAACUCGUGACAUGAUGUCAGUACGUCCAUCCUUACGAAGACCACCGCAAAGCAUAUUGGGGGAAAACACGCCGCCGCAGUCUGCAACAAUGAUUGCCUUACAAUCAAUGGCGAGUAAGGAUGCGGAUGCACCUCCGCCACUCUCCAAUGUUACAAAUGGAUCAACAGCGGCCAAUCGUACGCCACAGACCUUUGAUGCAAUAUCGAACCAGAUUCUGAGCCUCACAAGCAUUGCCACAAGUUUACAACGAGAAAUGGCUCAACUCAGUCGGAGAAGCAAGGAUAAUGCGACCGACCUUGUCAGUCUGAAGGAGGCUACAAACGCGAGGGAUGAGGAUAUCCGGAAGAGCUUAAGGGAGCUGGUUAGUAAUCUAUCAGAGUCCGGUUCCCGGUCACCACCCAGCGAUCUCUACCAAAACCCAAUAUAUCUGGAUGCAAAGGCAUUGCACACUAAGAAUAUCAAGCCAUUUACUCUUCCACGAAUACCUAGCCCCAAUAGUUUCGCUGCCUCGUUGGACAGAGAAUCCGUCACCAGUGCCAGUGCUUGUCCCUUUGGAGUCGAAAAUGCCGCCAGCGUUGCCUUACUCGAGAAGAUUUUGCGUGAUAUGGGGACAAAAGAAGGCCAGGAAAAUCUUGUGGCUAAACUCAUGGAGGUCGGAGAACGUCUAUCCAAGGAUGAAGUAUCGACGGCAAAGAAGCUUGAGGAGUUGCUAGAGGUCGUGAAGAGUAAUUCUACCCAAUCAAUGGUAACCCAAAAACCUGCGAAUACUGGGAACAGACCCCGCACUUUCAGCUUUGACGAUUCACCCAACUUGGAACUGGAUUUUGAUCAGCCAAAAUCUGGACAAUUAUCUGCAAGAGUAGAAGCUCUCUUCGGAGGAUCAGGACAAAACAAGGAAAGCCAGAGUGCGCCCGGAAGCGUUCGAGGAGCAGAUAUUGUCAACGAUGAGCUUAUGAAGAUCAUCCGGACGAUAAAAGACAGCGUUGCUCAAGGUGGCGGUCUUACAGCGGAGGUAAAGGCUCUGGUUCGCGAACUUCGCGGAGAAGUUUUAGGAAUGGGUCGCGAGAUUGGACGAAAGCUGGAGCAGGCUAAUAGCAAAGAUUCAGGUGCAAAGGAUCUUGCUGCUGAGAAGAACCAGAUAGCCCGUGUUAUCAACAACGGCUUGGAGGAGUUGAAGCAGCACAUGGAUGAUUUACUAUGUGAAAAUCAACGAGAAACGGCUUCUGCAGUUGUGCGCAAUCCUGUUGACUACCAGGAGAUAUACAACGCAAUGCGGGCUGCAAUAAACGAGAAGCCUAAGGAGUCUGGGACGCCGGAGCUCGUGAAAGACGACAUAAUUGGAGCUGUUCGCGAAGCCUGGGAGACCUACAAACCCGACAUUGAGGUUGAACACUUCGGAUUGGAGCGGGAGGAGCUCUUGGCUUGUCUAAAAGAGGGAAUUCAGGAGUACGUUCCCCAAAAUAGCGCUCAAGAUGUCGGAGGUGCAACACGGGAGGAGGUAUUUGAGGCCGUUAUUGAGGGUCUUAAACACUUCUCUCCGCCACGAGUGGAAACUGAGGCCAGCCUCUCACGCGAAGAAAUUCUCGAUGCAGUUCGGGAAUGUCUAGAAGAGUUUGAGUUCCCAGCAGCACCAAUGCUUGAGCCAAGAGAGCCGGAGGUCACUCGUAUGGACAUGCUUCACGCAGUCCAAGAAGGUCUACAGUCUUUUGAUUUUGCCGCCACUAGCACAGCACUUACCCACGAUGUCGGUGGAAAUGUGACUCGGAACGAUAUGCUAGAUGCCGUCAAGGAAGGUCUCCACACAUUUGACUUCGCAACAACAUCGAAUCGCAUCAAGGAAUUCAGUAUAACCCGUGAAGAUGUCCUUCAUGCGGUCAACGAGGGCCUUCAUACUUUCGACUUCACCGAGCAUACUCCCACACGCGAUGAUCUUCUGGAUACCGUCAAGGAAGGCCUCGAGAGUUUCGAUUUUCCAAAUGCUCCAACGACUCGUGACGAACUUCUUGAAAUUGUUACUGAAGCGCUCCAUAUCUUCGAUUUCCCAACAACUUUCACUUCGACUGGGGCUGCCAUGACCCGCGACGAGAUUCUUGACGCCAUUAGAGACGGAAUCAAUAAUUCUGACUUUGGCUCAAACUCUAUGGCUUUGAGUAAAGAUGUCGGAGGGCCACUGAAUCGGAAUGAUGUCUACGAUGCUGUUCGAGCAGGCAUUCGAGAAGCUCCGAUCCAGAGAGAUCCAUGGAGCGAGCAGGUCUUGGAACGACUCCAGGAAUUGAUGGACUAUGUGGAAGGCGGGUUCAAGGGAGUAUCUGACGAGGCCAAGCAAAAUAUUGCUGCGUCUGGUAGAGAUACUGAGCAACUACUCGAUGCUUCAAAGGAUAGCUUCGAGAACCUUCGUGCCGAAAUUGAGGCCUACGUUGACCAGGUCGCCAGCGGCAUCAACAAAGAUGAAAUACUGGAGAGUAUCAGUGAGAACUUUAGCAAACUUAGUGUCGACAUUGAAACUUUACUUGCCAGCAAACCAGAAAAUUCGAUGGAGAUUGUUCGUGGGGAAUUAGAGCACCUCCGAGGAGCCAUGGCCACCGCUUUAGUACGUCCGGAUGGAAACACCGACAGAGACGAAUUUCUAGAUGCCCUUCGAGAUGGGUUCAACAGUAUCCGUGCAGACAUGGACAAACCUCAAGGGAAUCCCAAUGAAGUUAUUCUUUCUGGCAACCGUGAGAUAUUGGAGACUCUUGAUGAAGGUCUGACUGGAUUGCGCACAGAGAUUGAGAAGGUUCACAACAAACCUGUUGACAUGACCGUCAAUUAUGAAAUCCUGGAUACCUUGAAAACUGGUCUUGAAGGUGUUAAGGCAGACCUCGAUCGUCUUCGCGAGAACGGGUUCGGUGAAACAGCAGUAGCGGAAAUCAAUAGCCGUGCUAUUGUUACUACUGAUAAUAAAGAAACUGGUCUCAAGCGAAACGACAUUGAAAACUUGGAGGGUCUUAUUACGCAGCUACGAAUCAAGGUGGAGUCUCUAGAUUGUGUGCCCCCACAGCCAUCCGAACCAGCUCCCGGGUCGCUGUCCAAAGAUGAUCUUGUUAGUGUUGAGAAGAGGCUUGCCAGUGUACAAGAGUCUGUUAUAGAUAUGCUCAAUCGUGACCGAGCACCGCCGCCUGUCGAGGAAAUUAUCAAGAGAGAAGAUAUCGAGGCUAUCGAAACCCUCCUCAGGAACACGAAAGCCAAGAUAGAUGAUAUAGAUCCGGAGCAGACAGUCAAGAAGGAGCAUCUCGAUGCCGUUGAGGUGCUACUUUUCGAAACCCGCGAGAGCAUAACCGAGCUGAAAACUCACCUUGAUGACGUUACCAAGACGGAUGAUAUCAGCAUGGUAGAAGGGUUACUUCGUGGGGUAGUUGAAGGCCUGGAUGAAAUGAAACAACGGAUGGAAAAGGAGGAGCAGAAUGUUGAGAAGGUCACAAAGACAGAUGUGGAAGCUGUCGAGGCUGUAUGCUUGGAUGUCAAAGCAGCCAUAGAGCAGAGAGUGCUGCCAGAUAUUGCCGAUCUCGCUUCAAAGGGUGAUGUGAAAACUCUUGGUGAUCUGGUUAAGGAGGUCAACGGUCGGAUUGAAACUCAUGCGGGAUCCAACGCCAAAUCCUUUGAAGAACGACAAGCAGAAACCGUUGGAGUCGGUGAACGAGUGUCCGAGGUCAGAACCUUCCUUGAGGAGUUCAAGGAAGCGGUUAGGGAAAAGAUGGAGGAAGGAUCAUCCAACCUUGCAACUUUGGGCAAAUUUCUCGAGAGCAUGGGGGAAACUGUUGGCCAGAAUGCUAAUGUGACUGAUGAUAUCAAGGACAUGUUUGAGAUGGUCAAGUCGGAAUUUGAGAAGUCAAACGCUGGCGUUGUCGGCUCCAAGCUUGACGCAGAUGAAAAGUUUCAGACUACCUGGGACAAAUUUGACGCCAAGCUCGACGAAAAAUUUGACGAACUAAUGAUGAAAUAUGAGGACGCAGAAUUGGCUGCGGACGCAAAGGCCAAAGCAGUAGAUGAGAAGAUGGCUGAGGUUGAAGUUGCGACGUUGAGCACAAAGACUGUGGGCGAAGAAGUCAAAUUGCUGGUCGAUACUCUGGGUGCGACUGUGACGGAUUCUGUCGAAAAGAUGGACGAAGCAUCAAAGACAGUUUUCAACCGUGUUGACGAAACCUUUACAAGAGUCGAGGAAUAUCAUGUCGACGCCAAAACAGAGCACCAGCUUACCCGUGAGGAAGUCUUCAAGAGCAUUGCUGCCAUUGAGGGGGUGCAGGGCCAGGUCACGGAGUACAGUCCCAAGAUUCUUGAAUCAAUCAAGGAUGUUUUGGUUAUGGUCGGUGAACACUUCGAGCACUCCAAGACAGCGACUACAACAAUCCAGCAAAAGAUUGCGGAUAUUCCUCCACCUCCUCCGCCUGUGCAAAUGAUCGAGCCACCUGAGAUCGAAAAAUAUGAUGAUGCUCCGGUUCAUGAAAAACUUGACAAACUAGUGGACCAUAUGCAGGCUGCCGGAAAGUCUUUCUCACAGCUUGACAUGUUAGAUCAGAUACAUCAAAAAGUCUUGCAAACAGCAGCUGAAGUAUCUGAAUUUGUAUCUGCACAAACUCAACGCAUCGCCGACGAACACGAAGAUAGGGAAAAGGCAGUUGAGGCUGCCACAAUUGCUCUGGAGAAACGCAACUCGCAAAAAGAGCAAGUUGAGGCUACGAUUGUAGGUCUUCGGGAGGAAGAAUUGCAAUUGAAGGGAUCCGUUGCUACUUUGAAAACUGAGCAAGAUGUUCUGUCUGCUCAAAAGAUGAAACUUUCCGCUGACGUUUCUGGGCUCGAAACUGCAUUACGCAUUCGUCGUGAAGAGCUCCAUGAGAUGGAGGCAAGAGCCGCGCAACUAGAACGCCGCAUCUUGGAAGGGGUUAUUGACCAUUCUCGGGCUUUCCUCCUUUCCAAAUCGAAUACGAAAGGCCGUGAUGCAAUGAGUCGAAAACGAGUUCCAAGUCAUGCUACUUCAACUACUGGAUCUAUUGCCUCUUCAGUAGUCACCGCGCCACGGCCCACAUCGAGAGCAUCACACACAAGCAAUGUCACCCAGAGUGCGGUUAAUAUGGCGAUGAACGGAAAUCGCGCCUUAAUGAAAGUACCCAGCAAUAAUACUACUGGUGGAGCCUCCCGUCGAAUUCUCUCGCUUAAUCAGAUCACUCACAAUGUACCUACCGGUGCUAUGGCACACAGUAUGCCUCCAGGUGGCAUGAAGCGCAGCCACAGUGUCAAGUCCUCAGCGUUGUCCGCGGUCCCUCGCAAGACAAGUUGGGGUGGGUCCAUGAAGAACAAGAAAUACGGUGAUCUGAACAAGGAGAACUUGGCACUCAAGGAAAGCGAGGAAGACGAGCUGAGUGAUGCGGAUCACCAGAGCGAGGGUGAUCGACGAACUAGUAUCGGUACUACCAUCUUGACGAGCACCGGUACGGGUUUGAGUGAGAGUGUUAUUGAUGAGGGCACAGAGUGGACGGGUAGUAUUGAUGGCGAUUCGGAUAGUCAGGUUACGGGCAGUACUAUUACGGAGGGCGAGGAUGAGCCAGCUGCUAUGGUUCUUUAUGAUGAGGAGGUGGCGGCUGUUGCGGCGUGAGGGGAACUGAGUGAGUGAGUGAGUAUGUCGGAUCAGGGAUCCCAGGACUCUUCAUUAUGUUUACUCUCUUCUUCUCUUCUUCUCUUCUUCUCUUCUCUUCUCCGUUAUUUUUUUGAGGACGCUGGUAUGUCGGAUUAUGACCUUGUAAAUACUCUUUUUGUCAUUUUAUGGUUCUGUUUAUGCGAGCGUGGUGGAUGGGAUGGAUGGAUGGGUGGGUGGAAUUGGGGAGGAAAUGGGUUGAUG